UUAUUCAUACAACACCGGUCUACAUAGCACACCGGUUUCUUGCCUGGGCUUUGUCUCGGGGAGGUUGCGGCCAUGAAUGUGUGGAGAAGGAGUGUGCGUGUCAGUUGAGCUCAAGAUGCUGGGCGAUUUGUUUCCUGUUUGAGUGACUGCCGUUAUGUAGAGAGGCUUUAAGUGGGUUGUUUCGGGGAAGACACUGCUGUGGUGAUAUAUUGUUCGGUCAGACCGUGGCGACCGAUCCAAGCUCAUCGACGAUCAUCAUCGAUACCGAUAACCUGAGUUUUAACCUCGGCCGUUCGUUCGGGAAACCACGGAUUUCGUUGGCCGCCCCACACUCUUAAGUGACUUCGCUGUCGCAGGAUGGGCAAGCUGAUAUUCCAAGUUCGUACACAAGUUGAAUAUUCUGUCUGAUGGGGGAAUGGGAUUGGUGAUACUGAAGGCCACGGCAAACGUAUUACAUAGGACCUCCAAGCGAAAAUGGACCAUCUCAUCCGUCUGCUCUCGACCACCUCCGGCGCCGAUAAGUCGUUCAUGCUCCUCCAGUAUUCCGCUAUCAUCCUCCGUCAUCUCGCUAGUCGAUCCAAAAACCCCACCUCCAAUAAGUCCCUCGUCCUUCGUCUGGCAGCCCUCAGUAAAUUGCUGUCCGACGCUCGGACAACUUAUCGACUGUGGGACUUGAUCUCAAUCAUCCAAUGGCUCCGUUCGCUGAAUGCCUUACCGCCAUCGGGUUCCAAGACGGUCCAAAUCGAGCGACUCCAAGUGAUCUCGAUGCUAAUAUACUACCCACUCGAACAUCUUUACUUCCUGGCAUCCAAGGGAGUCCUGCCGCUGUCGUCCCGACUGAUCAACAAGGCGGCCCUCUACUCUUGUCGGGCCUGGGCGGCCUACACCCUCCUGCACUUCUUCCACCUGUGGGAGGAGCUCAAGCUACUCGAGCCCGAGCGGCGCCGGCUCCAGACCCUCCAAGCGGGCACCGACUUUGACACGCCUCGCAAACCCAAUCCGGCCAUCGCGACGUCUCUCCAGGAGAUGGAGGGACGGAGAGCGGCAAUCAUCAACGGCUUGGUCGUCAACCUCGCUUAUACUCCACUGACCCUCCAUUGGUCCUUGCCUAGAGGCUUGUACGGCUCCGAACUCGUCACUGGGAUCUGCGGCUUUGUGGCCGCGAUCGCACAACUGAGAGCAGGCUGGAAAGCUUCUGCCGUCACUCCUUAAUACAGCUUUUUAUUUCCUUUUUUUUUGGGUUUUUUUGUUUUGUUUUUGGCCUCGUUUGCAUUGCUUACAGCUCGUCCCCCUUCGUCAUAUAUUGACAUACGCCCUUCUUCUUUCUCAACUACACAGUAAAAAGCCAUGUACCACUAAGCAUUUGCACUACUUCAUUUUUCCUCUGCCAACAAAAUUAUGCACGGAGUCUUUCAUCAACUUAGGCUUGACAGUGACUGUUUGUGGGAGGUUGCAAAGAAUUGGAUUGCUCAAGAA
Puccinia graminis f. sp. tritici CRL 75-36-700-3 is the source of this 1476-nucleotide messenger RNA. RefSeq lists its product as uncharacterized. Gene Ontology annotation, cellular component: peroxisomal membrane. Gene Ontology annotation, biological process: peroxisome fission. The record is from RefSeq and is a predicted model, not a curated record. The transcript has 4 exons. NCBI's taxonomy places the organism in Eukaryota, Fungi, Basidiomycota, Pucciniomycetes, Pucciniales, Pucciniaceae. Bases 475 to 1212 code for a protein of 245 amino acids.